CUUCCAAAAUGAAGAUUUUGAUAAUGAUUGAUUUUGUCCUUGCAGCUAGCUUGAUGGAUGCCAUUGGCAGCUCUGAUCUACAGAAAUGUUUUCAAGAGCAGAUACAACUUCAGGGCCAGGUGAGGCUUCUGGAGCAUCGUGUGAAACAGCAGCAGUUAAAAAUUAUGCAGCUUUUAGAGAAGAAAGAGAUUCAGUACAGUGACAGAGGAGAUGAAAACAGUGUCAUUGACUUGGGAGGAAAAAGGCAGUAUUCAGAUUGCGCAGAAAUCUACAAUGAUGGCCAUAAGCAAAGUGGAUUUUAUAAGAUGAAACCUAUCCAGAGUCCUACUGAGUUCCUUGCCUUCUGUGACAUGUCUGAAGGAGGUGGUUGGACUGUUUUUCAGAGACGAUCUGAUGGCAGCCAGAAUUUUGAUAGAGUCUGGGCUGACUAUGAAGAAGGCUUUGGAAAUUUUGUUUUGAAAAAUGGUGAAUAUUGGCUUGGAAAUAAAAAUCUUCAUUAUUUGACUAAUCAAGGGAAUUAUACUUUAAGAAUUGAUCUAACUGAUUUUGAAGGAGAACGGCGUUUUGCACAAUAUGCAAGAUUCAGAGUUGCAGGAGAGGAGCAUUCUUAUGAGAUGAGCUGUGGUGAUUACUCUGGUACAGCUGGUGAUUCCCUUACUGGUGGAUUUCAUCCUGAAGUAAAAUGGUGGGCUGAUCAUCGAGGAAUGAAAUUCAGUACUAGAGACAGGGAUAAUGACAACUAUGAAGGUAACUGUGCUGAAGAGGAAAAGGCUGGCUGGUGGUUUAACAGGUGUCACUCUGCCAACCUGAACGGUUUGUACUACAGAGGUCCCUACACUGCCAAGACAGACAACGGGAUUGUUUGGUACUCCUGGCAUGGGUGGUGGUACUCCCUAAAAUCUGUUGUCAUGAAGGUCAGACCAGCAGAUUUUGAACUAAAUAUUGUUUAAGUAUUUUAUUAAGACGAUUCACCUAGUUAAUCUUUUAGGAAAUUAUUCCAAAUUAAAACAGAUAGGCCGAUUUUUGCUUCUCGUCUAUGCAUAUAUAAAUUUGCAAUAAUUCCUCUGCAACUAGUAGUUUUAUGAGAUGUGAGAAGACAGUCUGGCCUAUGAAUCUUUAGAUACAAUACUAAUGCUAAUAUGUGUACAGGGUUUUUUUUAAAAAUGGCAAGCAUUCAUCUAGGAAUAAGGACAUCUUCAUCAAGAUGGAGAAUUUUUUGCUUUACAGUAACUACAAAUCCUUUCACCUUUAAAAACCAACAUUAUUGUUACGGUGUUGACCCAAAAAUGAAAAUUAAUUGUACUUACUGCAGUAAAAAACCUAUUCAAAUAGAAGCAUAAGGUUUCAUCAGUGGAUGAAACAUACUUGCUUUGGAAUGGUUCAAGACUUUAGAAGUGAAUUUCCUGCAAAUUCCUCUAGUGUAUUUGUUGCAUGUGUUGUGUACAUAGCACACACAAAAAGGUAUAAGGAAUGAGGCAGGAAACUGAAGAAAGAGAAGGGAUGCUACCAGGCUAGAAUCAAUUGAAUCCAGCAUAGAGAAGUGGAUUGUCUGUUGUUGCUGAAGCAUUCCUAGGGCUGGUCACAUCAUUUCAAUCUAACAUUUCUAGAUGGUCAGUAAUGAUGCUUUUCGUCUUCUUGGUAACCAUUAUGCCUUUUUUUUAAUAAAAAAAAUAAAGGACUUUAA
Messenger RNA from Pseudopipra pipra, 1684 nucleotides. RefSeq names its product fibrinogen-like protein 1. The transcript is spliced from 7 exons. The annotation marks the transcript as partial. The record is from RefSeq and is a predicted model, not a curated record. Gene Ontology annotation, biological process: blood coagulation. Lineage: Eukaryota; Metazoa; Chordata; Aves; Passeriformes; Pipridae.